Molecule: messenger RNA, 5686 nt
Organism: Ostrea edulis (European flat oyster)
Lineage: Eukaryota; Metazoa; Mollusca; Bivalvia; Ostreida; Ostreidae
Product: TBC1 domain family member 30-like
Exons: 12
Coding region: 1-3075 (1024 amino acids)
Cellular component (GO): endoplasmic reticulum
Source: RefSeq, a predicted model, not a curated record
AUGUCAUCACUCAGCUUCGUGACCGAUUUUCCGCACCACGACCGUAAGACGUCCAUUGUUGAUGAUCUUCUGUGUGAGAUUUAUGAUCGUUGGUACGAUGGGCGACAUGACAGUUUUGAAAGCGACACCUUCACCGAGUGUUCCAGCACGUCGGAAGUGUACCACUGGAGGAGGAACUCUUUUCAGCUGGAGAAUGACACUAAACACGCCUCACGGAUCCUCCCCUCUGUUCUACAAACACAAAGUAUACCUCAGCUGAAGAAGACAGUCGAAGAACUACAACAUCGGAUCAACUUUGUGUCGUCCCGCCUUGUCCGUCAACUGAAGAGACGAGAUCGGAGAAUCGCCAAGCUCCAGCACAAUUCUGACCUAGUGACAGCCAUACUGCAAGCUUCUUCACAGAAAAGAAGAAUUGACACACGGAUCCGAUUUAGUUUAGACCCGCCGCCGGGAGAGACCGCCUUUGACCAGUGGAAAGAUGCCAUGAGAGCAGUGGCCAGAUUGCCUCAUGGAAUUCCUGAGAGCUUUAGGAAAAAGGUCUGGAUAAGUCUAGCUGACAACUACAUACGAGAGCAGUGCAUUGAUUGGACCAAGACAAUCCGAUUCGCAUUCAAUGAUAGGAGCAAUCCGGAUGAUGAUUCCCUCGGGAUUCAAAUCGUCAAGGACUUGCAUCGAACAGGAUGCAGUGGUUUCAGUGGACAGGAAAAUGACGAAGACCGUGCAGUGUUGAAGAGGGUGUUGCUGGGAUAUGCGCGAUGGAACAAGAGUGUUGGCUAUUGUCAGGGAUUCAAUGUGAUAGCUGCUCUGUUGCUGGAGGUGAUGGACAGGAAGGAGGACGAUGCGUUAAAGGUGAUGAUUUACCUGAUUGACCACGUGUUGCCUGAUGGCUACUAUGCCCACAACUUACGAGCCCUGUCGGUUGACAUGGCAGUGUUCCGCGACCUUUUGAGGGUGACGUUUCCAAAGCUUUCGAAACACUUAGACCAUUUACAAAGUGCUGCCCAGGACAACUGCACAGGGGCUAGCUACGAGCCUCCACUGACUAACGUCUUCACCAUGCAGUGGUUCCUGACUCUGUUUGCCACCUGUCUGCCGAAACAUAUCGUACUCAGGGUGUGGGACUCAAUCUUACUGGAGGGCUCAGAAAUCUUACUCAGAACUGCUCUUGCCAUCUGGGGAAAACUCACCAAGAGGAUAGUGACUGCAGGCAGUGCAGAUGAGUUCUACUCACUGAUGGGUGCGCUCACUCAGGAAACAAUGGAGGGGAGAAUCUUCAAUGCCGAUCUUUUAAUCAAAUUCAUCUACGCCUGUGCACCUUUCCCCAUGCAACAGUUGCCAGAGCUUAGAGAGAAAUACACUUACAACAUUAGACCCUUCACAAGUGCUGCAAACUCCAGCAGGAGAUCAGGAAUGGGCAACAUGUUGCCUAGUGAUGAGGAUGACCUUGAUGAAGAUGACCUUGAAGCCAUAAGUUGUUUUACAGGAAUCAUUCCAUCAGCGAAUGGGGUCAGCAGAGGGAAAGGUUCGGACCUUGAUUCAAGUAGCAGUGCUGCGGACAUCUCCAUGGUGGGUCCGGGGGCCUAUGGUAUGGGGGGAGACGUCAGUCAGACUAGUGACUCCUCUGUGUAUCUGGAGAGGAUGUGUACAGACAUCGGCUCAUUGAAGAAACAGUACAGCAAGCUCAAACAGAGGCAGACUCAGGCUCACGUUAUCAUAGCAGCCGCCUCAGCCAAGCAGCAGGCCAAAGUGAAAGCAUUGACCCCGAAAUUAGAGCCACCACGAGCCAUUAAUCAUCUAUUUAUCAGCAAGGCCAUGCUGCCCAAUGUUAAGAAUGCCAAAAGCAGGGGUGGAAAGGUCAUGAUGGUACCACAAUUUCUACAGAAAGGACAGAGUACCUGCCCAGGUAGACAAGUUGUUCCUGAGACUACGACAACAAAAUCAAGUCGUACAGAGUCGCCUGUUAAUGUCGACAGAUCCGGCAGCAGCGGUGACAGCAGAACGACCAACAAUCAGCUAGAGGAUUCCACUGAUGAUAAAAGCGAUGAUGUGGAAGACAAUAAAAGCAAUAGUGGGGAAGACAAUAAAAGCGAUAAUGUGGAAGAAGACGGACGAGAAAAGAAUUCCGUGUGGGAGGAGGAGUUGAGAAAUAUAUCACAGGGAGAGCUGGGAUUUAUGUGUAAACAAGAAGAUGGUGUCAAUGAAAAUGAGGAUGAUAGGGUUCCUGACAAGUGCAAGGUGCCAGUUGAGGUGAAUAAUGCAGCUGAUUGUACAGAUCCAGAUGAUGAGAGAAUAGGAAAGGAUUUGAACAGCCAAAUCUCCGUGGAGUCGAGUGACUGUAGCAUAGACGAUUUCAAUGAGAACUGUAGAGUUAGGGGGGGUGUAGAACCUAAUUCUGAGGAAGAGGAGCUGAUCCGAGAGUUUGAUGAUAUGAUCCAAGCAUGCUCCAGUCAGUUGACAAAAAGACUGGAGGAAGAAGAGGAUGGGGAUGACUCCUCAGAGUAUUCUCAGGAGGAUAUGAGUGAAAAUUCCUCCCAAAACGAGAAACAAGACUAUGGUGUGGUUGUCAUGGCUCAAAGAAGUAUUUCUCAGGAUUCUGUAAGUGAGGAGGAAAAGUGUAUUCGCUCUGGGCAGAAUGGCGAUAAACAGUCAAGAAGGACCAACUAUAACUCAAAUUCAAGGGCCAUCACCAUGUCGCAGAGUCUCAGUUUAGCUCAGUACGCACAGUCAAAACGUAAAAUGUCGAGCUGUAGUGUAGAGUCCAAUGCUUCCAAACAUUUGUCCGACUCGGACUCUGGCUCAGUUUUCAGUCCCGAUGACUCAGAGUCUCCCAAGUUCUUUCCUGGAAAUGAAUUGAGCCCAAAAUCAGGAAAAUCUGUGUCUUGGUCCAGUGAAGUCAAGUCCCCUAGUCAUUCCAGGUCCCCACUGUUUGCUAUAAAGAAACCUUUCAAUCCUUUUCCGGUGAAACAUUUCAAUGAAAACCGGGCCAGGACUGGAAUCAAACUAGGAAUGUACAAGACUUCAACAUUUGACCACUUAGAUAAGCAAUCCAAACGGCGCACGUUGUGGAGUAAAUAAGCUUUAAGGCAUUGUGAUAAUUCUCGGAAGUCAUUAUUCUCUAUGAUGGGGUUUGUACCCCUUCUAUGUUGGAAAAUUCUGCCUGGGAAGGGUUGAUUUUGCCAUUUGGGGGGGGGGGGGGGGGGCUAAAACCCUUCUCUUUGAGUACCAACUAACAUCACAAUGUACCCCUUGCACAUUUUCCAUAUCUAUACAUGGUUUAAUUAUUGUGGGUACGGUAUGUCCUCAAAGUGGCAAACUAACCAGUAAACCACGAGAUUUACAUGGCCCCCACAGAAAUAAUCGAUUCUCAAGUUUUACAUAAUUGAUCAUUGAUUUAUACAUAAAAAUUUAAUUCAUUAGUUCUUAUAGUUCUGUAGUAUUCCUUAAUUAUUUUUUUUCCUCAUUGUUUGAAAGGGAGAUCACCAUUGUGAGACAUAAAAUGUCUGUUGUGUGCAAUUCUGAAUUAAGUAUUUUAUAUGUAACCCAUUAUUUAUCUUGUUAUAUUUUCCUAAAAAAAAUUUCUCAAAGCAUGGUAUUACGACAUAUUUUCAAAGGAAAUCCACAUUUAUUUUUGUACAGUGUAUUUGAUUAUAUGUUUGGUGUUGGGAUGCGGUACGGUAUGCAACUGUUACUGUAAUUGUCAUUUUUGACAACUGGGUUGUGAAUAAUUUUUAAGAUACAUGCAGAUAAAAGUUUAGAUUAGUGUAGAAGCGUUACCGUGUAGUACGAGCAUGUCUUAUUUUGGUCUCUGGCACGAUUAUACCUGUUCAUGAGCUCAUUCAUUGCUAGUAAAUGAACAUGAACUUAUUGAAGUAUACAUAUACAUGUAUACUGUUGACAAGAAAAUCUUUUGCCCACAUGCAUUGAAAAACAAUUUCUUCCUGUUGUGAAUUUUAUCAGAAGCUGGCUUUUGCUACUCCAGAACAAGGAGUCAGUUUUAAUUCAUCCAGCGUUAAAUUUAGCAAUAUAGAGUGCAUGUGGACAAAAAUCAAAACGGGCAAUGUUUUCCUUUUACACAGCAUUCACGACUGAUCCGAGACUGAAAAAUUGUUAAUGUUAUGGACAAGUCCGAUUUUGAUUACUUUUUUGUGGAUGUAUAUUACCUUCAUAUAGAGAUUGUAACUGCCGGUACAGUACGAUGUGUGAUAUAGUAAAGAAUUCUCAUUCCAAUGUCAUGAUCUCUGUAAAAAAAAACUGUCUCCCUACAUGUAGAUCGAAAUUUGCGAUCGCAGCAUAAAAAUAUUUGUAGCAUUUCGAGGGUAUUGAUCUCAAAUAAUCUUAUAGACGGUUGUUAUCCUAUGUUGCUUACAAAACGACACGUGAUCUGAUAUUGCUCAUAAAAUUAACCUUUAUAUUACUUCAAAUUCCAUAUCAUGUUCACAAGAUGCAUCUCCGGAAAUCAGAAAACUUCCUAUCUUAUGCAGAUUUCAGUCAUUCAUAGAGUAUCAUUGGUGAUUUCAAUUUCCUGCCAAUGGAUGCUGCAUGCUGAUUUCUCCAAAGUAUUCGCGAUAUAAACAACUUCCAGUAUCCAUCCAGCCCUAGCUUUCUUGGUCCUCACGCUGCCGUCAUACUAUUUAUCACUCCGGAGCAGCCAUUUAUUUCAAGUGAAUUAUAAUGCAGAAUUGAAAGUCGUGUCAUGUAAUGCUUUAACAGUGAAUCGAAAUUAAAAUGCAUUCAUCAGUCACAGAAACGUACACCUGUCUAUUUAUUUGCAGCGAUGUAAUCUCAUGAUUAAUAAGUCCCAAAUCCUCUCUAUUUUCUUUAAGCCUUUUUAAAUAUAUACGCGUGUAUAUUAAAAAAAAAUUUUUGAAAGACAUAUGGCAAGCAUUGUGCAAUUUGAAAAUUUAAUGACUGAAGGAAAAAAGGGUGGGGGGGAUAACCCACACAGGUUGUGAAAUGUCUACAUGUAUAUUGACUUUGAGUAUAGGUUCUCUAUUGUGUGCUGUUAUGGACAUUUUCGCUUGUUGCUGAACAUUCAUGGUUUGUAAUACAUGCAGUGAAUACAUGCGUAAUGAAUAAAAUAUACAUAAAUUCUUAGUCGGAUCAGGUGACACUAUGGGUAGCAUCAGGUGACACUAUGGGUAGCAAUAAUGUACCACGAGUUUAAGGUUUUUGAAAAUAAAUCUCUCUGUCAGAGUAAAUAAGUACAUGAUGUAGAUCGAUUUGUGACAACAUGAAUUCAGUAUGUUACUCAUUCCACCUGCCAUACGAUCGCAUAGCGUGGUAAAAUCUGUUUAUCUGUACAACUGUACAACAAAUAACUUAAUCUGUGUAAAUUUUCAUUCCUAGAGGUUGCAUAUUUUUAAAAACAGUCAUGUAUUGAAAUGAGAGGUGGUUGUGAAUGCUAAGUUUUGUUGUAUAUAAAUCUUUAGUAUUAAUCCGUUAUUUACAUUUUGUUGGGGAAUCUGAAUGCAUUCCUAUGUUAUGAUUUUAUAGUCUAUAUGUUCUAUAUUGUAUUGGCAUAAUUUAAUUGUUAUGAUUUUUAUUUUUGGGUCAAAUCUGCAAAUUUAAUGACUUUUAUUUUACAUUGGAAUUCUGAAAUCCAUCCUCUAAUGGUUGUUUUUCGUUACCAAUUUGUGUGUAAUGAUUGGUCCAAAGAGUUGAAAUAAAUCAAACGGUGCUCGUCUUC